This is a messenger RNA of Knipowitschia caucasica, 600 nucleotides long. The record is from the annotation of a GenBank genome assembly. Lineage: Eukaryota; Metazoa; Chordata; Actinopteri; Gobiiformes; Gobiidae.
AUGGAAGCUGACAAACGCUUCGGCUUCGGGAAGCACGCCCUGCUAUCCACAUUCAUCCACCCAUAUCUCUACAGCAAAGCCACAAAACUAUCAAAGACAGGACUUAAACAGCAGCAAAGUCUGAUGUUUAUUGUGGCCAUCACCCUAUUGCUCUCUGGAGACAUCCACCAGUGUCCCGGUCCAAACAACAUACCGGUGACAGAGGGACGCAAUAUUAACAACAGGAGCACCACCGCUAACCUUCAGGUAUGCACACUACGCACAUUGUACUCCACACCCGAGCAAACACACUUACUCGUGCAAUUCCGUCCUCCCUGCGAGUGCCGACCCGGUUCUGAUGCACGGCCCGAGCCUGACAGCCGGCGGGACGAGACAGCGUGGAGCAUGGAGCGGGGUGGCCAUCCGGGCUGCUGCGAGCGUGCCUGCUCUGCGCCCAGCGCCACGACGGAGAUGCCGGGGUUUGGAGACGGAGACCGAGGGAACCAUCACUGCAGCCCACGGACCGCGCGCCUCGCAGGGGUUGUGCCGUGUCCGUGGUGGAGGUCGCGGUCAAGCAGCCAGCGUCACGCGUGUAGCACAAGCAAAACAACAAAUCGAUGA